Messenger RNA from Gekko japonicus, 1397 nucleotides. It is a transcript of the gene RMDN2, whose product is annotated as regulator of microtubule dynamics 2. The record is from RefSeq and is a predicted model, not a curated record. Gene Ontology annotation, molecular function: microtubule binding. The transcript has 10 exons. Bases 1 to 1257 code for a protein of 418 amino acids. Gene Ontology annotation, cellular component: spindle microtubule; mitotic spindle pole; cytoplasm. Lineage: Eukaryota; Metazoa; Chordata; Lepidosauria; Squamata; Gekkonidae.
AUGUCCCAUUCUGAAAACAAAAGACUAAUACUUGGCCUAAUGGUAGGAGCUGCUGGAAUUAGUUUAGCCAUGCUUUGGUAUCACAUGAGUCGGAAACGAAGGAAAGCCCUAUAUUUAUCCACGCUUCUGAACUCAGAGAACAGUUUUGAUCUGGUAGAUUUUCAGUAUGAAACGCAGAACGAGCAAGGAACAGUGAUGCUGUUGCAAGGAAGGCAGCUUCAGAUACUGGAGAAACUGAAUGGCCUACUGGUAAGCGUGGAAGAGCUUAAAAAGGAGGUGACGUUUCUGAAAGAAGCUGUCCCCAAGUUGGAAGAACUUGUUCGAGAGGAGCUCCAAGGGAAAACAGAUACUCGUAGGACCAGCCCUUUACACAGAGCAACAAGGAAACGGAAAGCUGAGGUAGCUCAAGGUGUGUCAGACACCAAUAGUUCUGAGGAGGCAGAAAGUGAAGGCAGCUAUGUUACGGCUCACACCGACACUGAAGGAGAAUCUGAGGAAGAAAAAGGAUGGAUCAGUUCAUCUGCAUCUGCUCUGACACCAGAAGAGAAAAUAGAAUUGUUUAAUCUUCUGCAGCAGGUGGACACAUUGCAUUGUGGUUCAGACAACGAGAAAAGAGAGGCCUUCAGACUGUUGCUUGAAAACGAGGAAAAGUACAAAAACUAUGCUGGCUUUCUUUGGAGACUUGCCCGAGCUUAUGGGGAUAUGUUUGAGCUAACUACAGAUGUUGAAGAAAAAAAGAAGUAUGCUUCUGAAGGAAAGCUUAGGGGUGAAAAUGCUGUUAUUCUUGAUCCAUCAAGUGCUGAGAGUCAUCAAUGGUUUGCAGUGAUGUGUGGCUAUCUGUCUCAGUUUGAAAGUAUACAGAACAAAUUCAAGAAUGGCUAUCUCUUUAAGGAGCAUCUAGACAAAGCAAUUGAACUUAAGCCUCGAGAUCCAUUUUUAUACUAUCUCACUGGAAGGUGGUGUUAUGAAGUAGCUCAGUUGUCCUGGAUUGAGAAGAAAGUUGCUACUGCUCUUUUUGGGACUCCGCCAACUUCAACAAUACCUGAAGCUUUGCAGAAUUUUCUUAAGGCAGAAGAAAUACAUCCCGGAUAUUCUAAAUACAAUUAUGUCUAUUUGGCAAAGUGCUACAAAGAACUUGGCCAGAGGACUGAUGCCUUGAAGUGCUGUGAUUCUGCACUGGCGGUUCUGCCUGUCACCAAAGAGGACAAAGAGGCCGAGAAGGAUUUAGAAGCUUUACUUCUUUCUCUGAAGCUGUGAAAAUAAACUGUGCACAUUCAGUUACCACACGUGAAUGUUACUGCAGAAGAGAUCUGCAGACCCAGGUCUCAGUUCCAGAAGUGUCCAUGUGAAUCUUGUUGAGUUCAGUGGUAUUUGUAGCCACAUUAGGCAUAAUUCCA